This is a messenger RNA of Nycticebus coucang (slow loris), 3307 nucleotides long. It is a transcript of the gene MARS2, whose product is annotated as methionyl-tRNA synthetase 2, mitochondrial. Gene Ontology annotation, biological process: methionyl-tRNA aminoacylation. Bases 31 to 1812 code for a protein of 593 amino acids. NCBI's taxonomy places the organism in Eukaryota, Metazoa, Chordata, Mammalia, Primates, Lorisidae. Gene Ontology annotation, molecular function: ATP binding; methionine-tRNA ligase activity. The record is from RefSeq and is a predicted model, not a curated record. The transcript has a single exon.
CCGCCCCACCGCUUGGGCCCUGCCAGCACCAUGCUGCGAAUUUCUGUCGCCCGGCUGUUAGGUCGCCCGGGGUUCAGUAGGGCUUCUCUCCUGGAGGGCUGUGCGUCACGCCACUAUACUUCGGGCUCCCUCGGUGCCUGCGACAAGGUCUGUGACGCGCGUGCCUACUUCACUACCCCCAUUUUCUAUGUGAACGCGGCGCCGCACAUCGGGCACCUGUACUCGGCGCUACUGGCGGACGCCCUGUGCCGCCACCGUCGCCUUCGCGUUCCCAGGACCGCCGCCACACGAUUCUCCACUGGUACCGACGAGCAUGGCCUGAAGAUUCAGCAGGCUGCAGCUUCGGCCGGGCUGGCCCCUACCGAGCUGUGCGACCGAGUCUCUGCUCAGUUCCAGCAGCUUUUCCAGGAGGCCGAUAUCUCGUCCACCGACUUCAUUCGCACCACCGAGGACCGGCACAGGGUAGCUGUGCAGCACUUCUGGGAGGUGCUGAAGGCCCGCGGUCUGCUUUACAAGGGGCUCUAUGAAGGUUGGUAUUGCGCCUCCGACGAGUGCUUCCUGCCUGAGGCCAAGGUCACUUGGCAGCCGGGCCCUUCAGGGGAUUCGGGUCCUGUAUCUCUUGAAAGUGGGCAUCCAGUCUCCUGGACUAAGGAAGAAAACUACAUUUUCAGGCUUUCCCGGUUUAAGGAGCCGCUCCAGUGGUGGCUGCGGGGCAACCCUCAGGCAAUCACCCCCGAACCAUUCUACCAUACAGUCCUUCAGUGGCUGGAGGACGAGCUUCCCGACCUGUCCGUGUCUCGCAGGAGUAGCCACUUGCACUGGGGCAUUCCGGUGCCCGGGGAUGAUUCGCAGACCAUCUACGUAUGGCUGGAUGCCUUGGUCAACUACCUCACUGUAAUUGGCUACCCAAAUGCAGAGUUCAAAUCUUGGUGGCCAGCCACUUCUCAUAUCAUAGGUAAGGACAUUCUCAAAUUUCAUGCCAUCUAUUGGCCUGCCCUCCUUUUAGGGGCCGGUAUGAGCCCGCCACACCGCAUCUGUGUUCACUCCCACUGGACGGUGUGUGGCCAAAAGAUGUCCAAGAGCCUGGGCAACGUGGUGGAUCCUAGGACUUGCCUUGAUCGCUAUACUGUGGAUGGUUUCCGCUACUUUCUCCUACGGCAGGGCGUCCCCAACUGGGACUGUGAUUACUACGAUGAAAAAGUGGUUAAGUUGCUGGACUCAGAACUGGCAGAUGCCUUGGGAGGUCUUUUGAACCGAUGCACUGCCAACAGAAUAAAUCCUUCUGGGACUUAUCCAUCCUUUUGCACUACCUGCUUUCCCAGUGAGCCAGGGAUGCUGGGGCCAUCAGUUCGUGCUCAGGCAGAGGACUAUGCUUUGGUGAGCGCAGUGGCCACUUUGCCCAAGCAAGUAGCAGACCACUACGAUAACUUCCAGAUAUAUAAGGCUCUAGAAGCAGUGUCUACCUGUGUCCGCCAAACUAAUGGUUUUGUCCAAAGGCAUGCACCAUGGAAGUUGAAUUGGGAGAGCCCAGUAGAUGCUCCCUGGCUGAGUACUGUGCUUCAUGUGGCUUUGGAAUGUUUGCGAGUGUUUGGAACUUUGCUCCAGCCUGUCACCCCAAGCCUAGCCGACAAGCUGCUGUCCAGGCUGGGGGUCUCUGUCACAGAAAGGGGCCUUGGAGACCUCUGUUUCUUGCCUCGAUUCUAUGGACAACCAUGCCCUUUUGAAGGGAGGAGGUUGGGACCUGAAUCUGGACUUUUGUUUCCAAGACUGGACCAGUCCAGGGCUUGGCUCAUGAAAGCCCACAGGACCUAGAAACCCUGUUCUUAAUUGGCUUGUGGUUAAAAACCAAAUGUGUUAUUUUCUUAUUUUUCAUUUUCAGGAAAUUUACACUAGUGUUUAGUCUAAAGCGUUGCAUCAAAUGAAUACAAGCUGUACUCCUGUGCAAAAAGGUUUGUAACCUUUUGGGUACCUGUUCCCCCUUUUUUCAUUUAUCCACACCUGUUAACCACUGUCCUUUGUGCACUGUAUGUCUAAGAUGUCUCUGGGGGAAAGAUGGGACUAUUAGCAAUGUUGCUAAUAGUAUCUCUUUUCCUUGUGCCUCCUUCCAAAGCAGUUAUUUGUCCAAACUACCUCUCAUAGUUUUUUUUUUUUUUUUUUCCAUUGGCCUGGCUUCUGCUCCUAGGGCUAGUGAAGUGAAUUCUUUUAUUGGAAGAGAGAGUUGGAGGCCCCCUACCUCAGCUUUUACAGGGUAGCCCUAACUUUAGUAUAUAUGUUGGGUUGCCUGUUAAAAAAAUAUUUUAUUAAACCUUUAAAAACCAGUGUCAUAGACCAGAUGAUUUUUGCCCACGUUCAUCCCCGUUCUUUAAAUUCCUGUGACUAGGAUUCCCUAUGUUGUUAAUGGUCUUUUAACAGUUGUUUGCUAACAUUAAACUUCAACCACUAGAUGGCUCUAGUCUUACACAUUUAAUUAUUUAAGAUUGUGGUUUCAGAAUAUUGAGAAUAAAUUAGUUUUCUGCUUUCUAAUUUUGCAGAGCUUUAACUUUUUACUGCUUUUCUUAAAAUAAGGGCUAGCCAUUUUCAACCACCACUGUUUUGACAAAAAGCAGUUAAAGAACUCAGAAUCCUCAGUUUAUUUCAGACUACUGAAAAAUGAUACUCUAUUAGUAAUCAAAUAAGCAAAUAGUAUCAGGUUGUUUAUAUAUAUGUUUAUAUGAUAAACUAUAAUGUUCUCUUAAGGUACUUGGUAUGUUAAAAAUUUUAAACUUUAAUAACGUUAGGUUACAGGUAUGACUAAAACUGUACAUAAUUCAGAAGGACAAUAUUUUCUUUAAAUUUCUUAUAGUCUUAAAUAUUGUUCAUAUAAUUUACCUCAUGAUUUCUUUUGGUCCGUCAAGAUCCAUCAUACAGUAUAGAAAUUGUGUACUAGUUAUUAUAAAUUUAUUUUUAAGUAGUUGUAACUGAAGUUAAACUUUUACUCUUUUACCUUAAGUUAUUAAAGUUUAAAAGUUUUUAAGUACCUUGUUCAGAUCUGUUCUGUUGCAUUUAUUGAAGGUGGAUGGUGAAGGGAGGAAAUGAUCAAUGCUCCAGGAAUCUCAAACUGGAUUUAGGAAUCGCUUCAAGGCUCCAUAAGAGAACAUCAUAGAGAAGAUGUUACCAAUUUAUACAAUGACUACAAUAUAGUAAGCCAGCAUUAUAUCUUACAGGGUGAUUCGGCAGCUAGCCCAAAGUUUAACAUGCGAACUUGCCUUGGAAUAUCUGUUAUAUGUAUCAGCAGCAAGUAGAGAGGGUAUACUAUGAAGUAAACUAU